Vitis riparia (riverbank grape) is the source of this 979-nucleotide messenger RNA. Its product is annotated as transcription factor MYB15-like. NCBI's taxonomy places the organism in Eukaryota, Viridiplantae, Streptophyta, Magnoliopsida, Vitales, Vitaceae. The record is from RefSeq and is a predicted model, not a curated record. The transcript has 3 exons. Bases 55 to 813 code for a protein of 252 amino acids.
UUCGUUUCCUGGCCCUUACUUCCAGCUUGCAGAUAAGAUUUUCGGAGAUCAGAGAUGGUGAGAAACCCAUGCUAUGAUAAGUAUGGCAGAAAGAAAGGAGCAUGGAGUCCUGAAGAAGAUGAGAAGUUAAGAGCUUAUGUUCAAAGAUAUGGCCAUUGGAACUGGCGAGAACUUCCCAGGUUUGCAGGUCUCUCGAGAUGUGGGAAGAGUUGCAGACUGCGAUGGUUGAAUUACCUGCGACCUAAUGUUAAGCGAGGAAACUACAGCAAAGCAGAAGAAGAAACCAUCAAGAAAUUACACGCAGAGCUUGGGAACAAAUGGUCUGCCAUAGCGAAAAAACUACCAGGAAGAACCGACAAUGAGAUCAAGAACUACUGGCACACCCACCUGAAGAAAAGGGAGAGGCAAAAUCCGGCCAAGUCUCAAGUGGUUCAGCAACCUCCUGGAACUUCAAAACGGGAGGGUGAUGAUCAGAAGAGAGAACUGGAAUCAGAAAAUAUUCAUGCAGAUGCUCCGUCUCACUAUAUUUUAGAAAGCUUCUCAAGGUCCCCGGAAUCAGAAUCAUCUUCCAGCGAGAUCUCCACCUUGAGCUUUGAUUAUACGCCAGCUGUGAAUGAAAUGAACUGGUUUGCAGACGAGGGUAUAGCUUCAUCAGAGACAUUUGCAGAACCCAAUGAGAAUUUCUGGACCGAACCCUUCUUAACAGACGAUUCCUACACCCAGUAUUAUUAUCCACCCAUUAACGCCUCUCUAUAUGACUCAUACUGCGACAAUGACACAGAUCUGUUCCCGGAUAUUUGGUCAACAAGCUAGUUUGUUUAAGCUAGAGAGUCAUAUAUAUGUAACCAGGUAUGUAGUUUACCCGUUUGGGUACUUCUGAUCUAUGGAUUUGUGAAUAAAAGAAUAGAGUGAUUCGAGUUUUGAUCAUCUAUGUUCAAUUUUAUAAGCUAAAGAUGUACAUACUUGUGUUUCAGAUUAA